AUGGUCGUUCGGGGAGCUAGUCACAAGUACAUCACCGCUGGAUCUAAGAGUGCUGAAUUGUUGCAUAAUUUGCUGGAGCAGGACGACCAUAGUGAGUCGAGGCGCGUCUUGCGUCGUGAUUGAUUCCUUUACGCCGCGCCUCGUUGAGCCUGAAUCGACCUUGUCGUUCUGCAGCUCAUGACUAUCCCAACAAAGCAGUCACGCAGAUGUUGGGCGUGCCGCGCAAUACGGCGAAAGAUGAACUGCGUCUCAGCGAGCUCAAAAAUAAGAAAGGCGAAUCGGGGCAAAGCGCCAUGGAGGCGUCUGAACAGGCCGACGACGAUGAUGAGGAGCAGGAAGAAAUGCAGUCCGAUCAGACGGUCACCUCGAAGGAUCGCAAACGCAAGCGAGAGGACAAACAGGGGUCAUCGAAAUCAGUUCAGAAUAUUUGGGGAAGACCCGUAUCAAAGUCCAAAGCCAAGAGUCGUCGGGCUUGA
Ceraceosorus bombacis is the source of this 476-nucleotide messenger RNA. The record is from the annotation of a GenBank genome assembly. NCBI's taxonomy places the organism in Eukaryota, Fungi, Basidiomycota, Exobasidiomycetes, Ceraceosorales, Ceraceosoraceae.